Messenger RNA from Paralichthys olivaceus (Japanese flounder), 2367 nucleotides. It is a transcript of the gene chrnb1, whose product is annotated as cholinergic receptor, nicotinic, beta 1 (muscle). NCBI's taxonomy places the organism in Eukaryota, Metazoa, Chordata, Actinopteri, Pleuronectiformes, Paralichthyidae. Gene Ontology annotation, biological process: monoatomic ion transmembrane transport; regulation of membrane potential; signal transduction. Gene Ontology annotation, cellular component: postsynaptic membrane; synapse; neuron projection. The record is from RefSeq and is a predicted model, not a curated record. Gene Ontology annotation, molecular function: acetylcholine-gated monoatomic cation-selective channel activity; transmembrane signaling receptor activity.
CCGACCUGACUGACAGACAACAACAGUCCAAACCAAAACUCACACUGUCAACUUCCACUGGAAAACAGAGGGAGAAGUUGCAGAAGUUGGAAUAACCCAGUGAGGAUCUGUUUUUGAAGAAGGGGGGGAAUAUGAAACGCUUGGAUCUGCUCCUGCUGACAUGUUGCCUAUGCUGCCUGGGCACAUUGGGAGGCGCCUCGGAGAUGGAGCAGGUUCUGAUAAAGAAGAUCUUCACCAACUACAACCUCAAGGUCCGGCCAGCACCCACCCCAGAAGAGAGGGUGGUGGUCCGCGUGGGUAUGAUCCUGUCCUCCUUCGUUGGACUGAAUAUGAAGAAUGAAGAGAUGAGCACGGUUGUUGUCAUGAACCUGGAAUGGACAGAUCAUCGGUUGUCCUGGAAACCCAAAGAGCAUGAUGGGAUUGAGGUGUUGCGUAUCCCCUCUGCGAGGGUUUGGCUGCCUGACAUCGUCCUCAUCAACAAUAAUGACGGCGUGUUUGAUGUGGCCUUGCACGUCCACGUCCAGGCUUACAGUAACGGCAGAGUAACCUGGACCCCUCCUGCACUGUACUGCAGCUCCUGUGGAGUUGAGGUGACAUUGUUCCCUUUCGACUGGCAGAACUGCACGAUGCAGUUCCGCUCUUACACGUAUGACUCGACGGAGAUUGACUUGCAAUACGCGCUGGACUCAAAGGGCAAAGAGAUACGGGAGAUCCUACUGGACGAGAGCUACAGUGAGGGUGGCGAGUGGCACAUCAAGCACAAGCCGGCAAGGAAGGUGGUGAGUGACGACAUGUACGAGGACAUGGUCUUCUACCUGAUCAUCGAGAGGAAGCCUCUGUACUACGUCCUGAACAUCAUCCUCCCCUGCAUCCUCAUCACCAUCAUCGCCAUCUUUAACUUCUACCUGCCACCUGAUGCAGGUGAAAAGAUGGGUCUGUCCAUCAACGUGCUGCUGACCCUCACUGUCUUCCUGCUGCUGCUGGCUGAUAAGAUCCCUGAGACGUCCCUGGGCGUCCCCAUCAUCGUCAACUACAUCAUGUUCACCAUGAUCCUCGUCACCUUCUCCGUAAUCCUCGGUGUGGUCGUCCUCAACCUGCAUCACCGCUCCCCCAACACCCACCUGAUGCCCAUGUGGGUCCGAAGGAUCUUCAUCCACAUGCUUCCUCCUUACCUUUGCAUGCUGCGUCCCAAAGUGGAGACCCCCCUUUGUCUGGAGACCCUGCCCCGCCGAGAGAAACCCAAGGUCGCCAUCAGCAAAGUGGCCGAUGAAUACUUCAUCCGCAAACCAGACUCAUCCAUCUUGUUCCCUAAGCCCCACAGGUUUCAGCCCGAGGGCAUGUACACGGACCUGAGAAAAUUUAUCAACGGCCCCAGUACCUAUCUUUCAUUACCAGAUGAGCUGAAGUCAGCCAUAGAAGCCAUCACAUAUAUCGCAGAGGCUCUACAGGCUGAGAAAGACUAUGAGGCUCUGAAGGAGGACUGGCAGUAUGUGGCUAUGGUGGUGGACCGCAUGUUUCUCUGGCUCUUUGUCAUCUUCACCACUGUGGGAACCUUGGCCAUCUUCUCCGACGCCAAAUUCAACAUCACGCCCACUGACCCUUUUCAAGUUCACCUGAAUCAUUAGAACUUUUGAGUUUCUUCAACAAUCUUCCUCUUGAUGUAGGAGACAUUGUUUUAUUGCUAGUAAUUCUCUCUGUGUAGUUCACCACAGGCCCAUUGUGCCCUGUGCACCUCACAUUGCCUAUUUAGCUUCUAGGGUGUUUGCCAAACGACCUCAAGAUGUUUCUCAUGUUCAUUUGAAUGUAGCAUAGACGGUGCAGAUGAAUAUUGGUAACAUUCUGAAAUCGUGUCAGACUGUUAUCUUGUAUACAAAACCAAUAGAGGGUAGAAAAUUGCUGUGUCUCAAAUUGGAAACUUCAGUCUGUACAUAUACGUGUAGCACACGUGUACACAGUAUAUUCUCUUUGUAACGACCUCAGACACGAAUGCUGGUGGACUCAAAUACACGACUAAGGCAGGUAGUGAAUACAACAAAAAGGUCUAUUUUUAGGUCAAAAAGGUGCAUAAACGAAAGGCGCUCUCAAGGAGGAUCAACAAGUAACAAAACCAAACACUAGCAAAACCAUGAAUCAAACAAAAGAUAGUAAACAUGAAGCACACAAACUUGACUUGGCAGUGACACACAUAAGGACAGAACAAGACCAACUGGCACAGGACAAAGGGAGACGAGGGCUAUUUAUACAUGAGGAAGGAGGAAACAGGUGAAACCAAUCAGGGGCGGGGAAGACGAUCACCAAGGCGGGAAAAAUCACACAAAGGGAGGAAGUCAGGGUCUGAAAUGAGAGGGAAAAGGUGAGUGCCAAAAU